Messenger RNA from Melospiza melodia melodia, 727 nucleotides. RefSeq names its product zinc finger protein 662-like. The record is from RefSeq and is a predicted model, not a curated record. The transcript has a single exon. Gene Ontology annotation, cellular component: nucleus. Gene Ontology annotation, biological process: regulation of gene expression. Lineage: Eukaryota; Metazoa; Chordata; Aves; Passeriformes; Passerellidae.
UCUGAGGAGGAAAGCCCACCCUAAGCCAGGGAGGUGGACAGAGCUUCAGCCAGAGCUCAGAGCUGGUGAUCCCUGAGCAGCUCCAUGAUAGGGAGAAGCCCCACAAGUGCUUGAAGUGUGGGAAGAGCUUCAGCUGUACGUCCCGCCUGCUCCACCACCAGAUGAUCCACACUGGGGAGAAGCCCUACGAGUGUCCUGAGUGUGGAAAGGGCUUCAGAGACAGCCCCCAGCUCACCAUCCACCAUCGCAUCCACACCGGGGAGCGGCCCUGUGAGUGCUGGGAAUGUGGCUAGAACUUCCUCCAGAGCCCCCACCUGACCUCCCACCAGAAGAUCCACACUGGGGAGAGGCCCUACGAGUGUUCCGAGUGUGGGAAAUCGUUUCAGACCAGCUCCCUUCUCCUUACACAGCAGCGGAUUCACGCUGAGGAGAGGCCCUUCCGCUGCCCCAACUGCAGGAAGGGCAUCAAGCACAACUCCCACCUCACCAGGCACCGGCGCAUCCACACCGGGGAGAGGCCCUACAAGUGCCCUGAGUGUGGGAAGAGGUUCAGGACCAGCUCAGUCUUGAAUCAACACCAGUGGAGACACCGCUAAGGGAAGCCCUGCAAGUGCCCCAGCUACAGGAGGAGCUUCAUGCACUGCUCCAACUUCCUCUCCCAUCAGAGAACCCUCAUUGCAGAGAGCCCUGAUGACCCACAUUCCCAAUAAUCCAAGUUGGGAAGACA